GAAAUUUUAUUUAUUCUUCGUUAAGUUGGUGCGGCAUGAGCACGUUUUCUGAUAUCAAGAAAAUACAUGCGGUGUUUUGUUACGCGUUUGCAUAUUUUAAAUUUUUUAGAUACUUAAACCCAUAACUCGAUCUUGUUUAUUAUAAUUUGAAGUUAUUUUAUAUAUAUUACAUAAUAAUGUCUGCUAAUGAUUCUCCUGCAACUGAGGGUCAGUUAGUGGGUAUAGGAAACCCACUUUUGGACAUAUCAGCUAUAGUGGAUGAGGACUUGCUCAAGAAAUAUGAUCUACAUCCAGAUGACGCUAUCAUGGCUGAAGAGAAACACAUGCCCUUAUACAAAGAGCUUACUGAGAAAUACAAUGCCGAGUAUAUCGCUGGUGGCAGUGUCCAAAACACACUGAGAGUAGCUCAAUGGAUUUUUAAGAAACCGAAUGUAUGCACAUACUUCGGUUGUGUCGGAAACGAUAAUUAUGCAACGAUCCUAAGAAACAAAGCCGAAGCGGAGGGUGUGACGGUUCACUACCAGACAUCAUCGGCGGCUCCGACGGGGACCUGCGCUGUCCUGGUGACAGGAACCCACCGCUCGCUCUGCGCCAACCUUGCAGCCGCUCAACACUUCACGCCUGACUUCCUGAAAACACCGGAAUGCCAGAAGAGCAUAGACAAAGCUAAAUUCUUUUAUGCAUCGGGUUUCUUCGUGGCCGUGUCUCCCGAGUCCAUAAUGUUACUCUGUGAACACGCUCACAAUAAAGGCCACACGUUCGUCAUGAACCUGAGCGCUCCGUUCGUCUCUCAGUUCUACAAGGACCCCUUGGAGAAACUCCUGCCGUAUGUGGACGUCAUGUUCGGAAAUGAAUCGGAAGCAGAGGCAUUCGCGAAAGCCUUCGGCAUAAAAGCUACGGACUUGAAGUCUAUAGCUCUAGAAAUGGCUGCAAUGCAAAAACUCAAUAAGAAUAGGCAGCGUGUUGUCGUGAUAACUCAGGGCAAAGAUCCGGUUAUACUGGUGGAAGGGACGAAGGUCACUAUGGUCCCCGUCACGGAGCUGUCCAGGGAACAGAUAGUGGACACCAACGGUGCUGGUGAUGCUUUCACAGGCGGUUUCCUUAGCCAAAUGGUGUUCGGCAAGUCCUGGGAGACAUGCAUCAAGUGCGGCAUCUACACAGCGACACACAUCAUACAACAUUCAGGUUGCACGUUCAGUGGUGAUAGCAACUUUAAGGAGUGAAAAGUGACAAUAAAAUAUAGAAGAAUUUAUCACAUUUUCAACAACGAAUCUGAUAGAAUUAGUUUGUUUUUUUUUGUCUUAGACAUAGCUGUGCUGUGUUCUGUAUCGAUCUUCCUCACUUAAUAGUACAUCGGCUGUUAUUUAUAGCCCCACAGAUUUAGCAUUGAGAUUUUUUAUAUAUUAAGUUAUAUCUUAACAUAGUCUAGAAUUAUUUUACAUAGGAAAACAAUGUUCAUUCAUAUUCUGUCCACCUUUCCAUAUAUGUUUAUUUUUGUAAAGAAUAUAUGUAUGUAAAAAUUUAUAAUAUAUAUAUAUUUUAAAUUUGAAUGUAUGUAUAUAAUCUUGUUUAUAUAAGUAUGGUACAGCAUGAGUAUCUCGAAUAAAACAUAGAUGUAGGAGACAUUAAUAUAUGAAAUUGAAACUUGAAUCCAGUCAAAGUAAUUGAAAAAAAAUCAUCAAAUAACAGAUUCUACUCAAAUUAACAUACUUUAUUGACAAAAAAAUAUCAAAAUGUUCCCACCAACAUAAACAACACGACUACAACAGUACUGAUGUAAGAAAAUAAAGUAUUGAGAAAUUAACAAUUGAAUGUGAAUGGCAAAGCCAUAUCCUGUUGGAGCUUCCUUCAGAAUGUAUAUAAGUAUAAAGAUAAUUUGUCUUCUUAAACUAGGACUAGUGACUAUAGUAAAGGUUGUAAUUUGGCGCUGAGCUUAAAUAUAAUAGGUUUAUAAAAAUACUAUAGAAUAUUUAACAAUAUGGAUGUCCCAAUGAGGAACAUCGUGCUCGUCCCCAAGCAGAGGCAUACAUCUGUACACCUCAUAUAUAAUGAACUUUUUUACAGCUCUGAUUAAUUUACUUCUGUUCCGAGUCAUUCUCAUGUUAUAUAAACUGGGAUCAAAACUACAUUCAUAGUCGGCCUCCACAACACAAGUCUUACAUCGGGUCAGACUCCUUGUCACCCUCCUAAAAGUAAUGCAAUUUGAUAUAGCAAUAUGUUUUUGUUACCAUUAGGGCUACGUGUAAAAGUGCAUGUUGAUAUGACAUAGAAAUUUGUUGUACUUAGAAUUUGUGAAUUAAAUGUUUUAUAUACAUCUUA
Messenger RNA from Danaus plexippus (monarch butterfly), 2319 nucleotides. RefSeq lists its product as uncharacterized. The transcript has 6 exons. Lineage: Eukaryota; Metazoa; Arthropoda; Insecta; Lepidoptera; Nymphalidae. Bases 177 to 1223 code for a protein of 348 amino acids. Gene Ontology annotation, molecular function: adenosine kinase activity. Gene Ontology annotation, biological process: purine ribonucleoside salvage. The record is from RefSeq and is a predicted model, not a curated record. Gene Ontology annotation, cellular component: cytosol; nucleus.